Messenger RNA from Phodopus roborovskii (desert hamster), 6375 nucleotides. RefSeq names its product ATPase phospholipid transporting 8B1 (gene Atp8b1). The transcript has 28 exons. Gene Ontology annotation, biological process: phospholipid translocation; Golgi organization. Gene Ontology annotation, cellular component: plasma membrane. Lineage: Eukaryota; Metazoa; Chordata; Mammalia; Rodentia; Cricetidae. Gene Ontology annotation, molecular function: ATP hydrolysis activity; ATPase-coupled intramembrane lipid carrier activity; magnesium ion binding. The record is from RefSeq and is a predicted model, not a curated record. The coding region runs from base 357 to 4112 and encodes 1251 amino acids.
CCACGGCCGCUGCUAGGGGGAGGCGAGAAGCUCCUCCCUGGAGCAGAGAAACCAGUUUGUCCGGUCCGACAGAGCGGAGGGAAAAGGGCGGCCGCCGAGGAAGGGCGCUUAGACGCGGGGCGGGGGAAGGCGGGGAGCCUUUGGAAAGCCACGAGAGCCGGAGGAGUCGCCGCCAACUGGACAGGCUUCCCGGGGCCCCCGGCCAGCCCCUGUGUGCCAUGCAGAGCUAGCGCAGCCGCAGCACUGGGGCCAGGCGGGAGACGGCCAGGUGCGCAAGAGCUUUGGGGCGGCGCGCACCCCGCGGAUGCCCCAGCCGGGGCCCAGUGAGCACUAGGUAGUUCCAGCUUGCCAGCAGAAUGAACACAGAAAGAGACUCGGAAACAACAUUUGACGAAGAUUCUCAGCCCAAUGAUGAAGUGGUUCCCUACAGCGAUGAUGAAACUGAAGACGAACUUGAAGAUCAGGGGCCUGCACUUGAACCAGAACAGAAUCGCAUCAACAGAGAGGCAGAGGACAAGCGGGAAACACUCCGGAAAGAUUGCACGUGGCAAGUCAAAGCAAAUGAUCGAAAGUUCCAUGAACAACCUCAGUUUAUGAACACCAAGUUCUUUUGUAUUAAGGAAAGCAAAUAUGCGAAUAAUGCAAUUAAAACAUACAAGUACAAUGGAUUCACCUUUCUACCCAUGAAUUUGUUUGAACAAUUUAAGCGAGCAGCCAAUUUUUAUUUCCUGAUCCUUCUUACCUUGCAGGCAAUUCCUCAAAUCUCCACCCUGGCAUGGUAUACCACACUUUUACCCCUACUUCUGGUGCUAGGUAUCACAGCAAUCAAAGACCUGGUAGAUGAUGUGGCUCGCCAUAAAAUGGACAGGGAAAUCAACAAUAGGACAUGUGAAGUCAUUAAGGAUGGCAGGUUCAAAAUCAUCAAGUGGAAAGAUAUCCAAGUUGGAGAUGUCAUCCGUCUGAAGAAGAAUGAUUUCAUUCCCGCUGACAUUCUGCUGCUGUCCAGCUCAGAGCCUAACAGUCUCUGCUAUGUAGAAACAGCUGAGCUUGAUGGCGAAACCAAUUUGAAGUUCAAAAUGGCCCUUGAAAUCACAGACCAGUAUCUCCAAACAGAAGAUAACUUGGUGACAUUCGAUGGUUUCAUUGAAUGUGAAGAACCAAACAACCGACUAGACAAGUUCACGGGAACCCUGUUUUGGAGGAAACGGAGCUUUCCUUUGGAUGCUGAUAAAAUCCUGUUACGUGGCUGUGUGAUCAGGAACACCGAUGUCUGCCAUGGCUUGGUCAUUUUUGCAGGUGCUGACACUAAGAUAAUGAAGAAUAGUGGGAAAACCAGGUUUAAAAGAACGAAAAUAGAUUACUUGAUGAACUACAUGGUGUACACGAUCUUUAUUGUACUCAUCCUGGUUUCUGCCGGCCUUGCCAUUGGCCAUGCUUAUUGGGAAGCACAAGUUGGCAAUUAUUCCUGGUACCUCUAUGAUGGAGAAAAUGCUACUCCCUCCUACCGGGGCUUCCUGAAUUUCUGGGGCUACAUCAUUGUGCUGAACACCAUGGUACCCAUCUCCCUCUAUGUCAGUGUGGAAGUUAUCCGUUUGGGACAGAGUCAUUUCAUCAACUGGGACCUACAGAUGUACUACGCUGAGAAGGACACACCUGCAAAGGCGAGGACCACCACACUGAAUGAACAGCUAGGACAGAUUCAUUAUAUCUUCUCUGAUAAGACGGGGACACUCACACAAAAUAUCAUGACCUUCAAAAAGUGCUGCAUUAAUGGGAAAAUCUAUGGAGACCACCGGGAUGCUUCUCAACACAGCCAUAGCAAAAUAGAGCUGGUGGAUUUUAGCUGGAACAUGUUUGCUGAUGGAAAGCUUGCAUUUUAUGACCAUUAUCUUAUUGAACAAAUCCAGUCAGGGAAAGAGCCAGAAGUCCGCCAGUUCUUCUUCUUGCUUUCCAUUUGCCACACGGUCAUGGUGGACAGAAUUGAUGGGCAGAUCAACUACCAGGCAGCCUCUCCUGAUGAAGGUGCCCUGGUAAAUGCUGCCAGGAACUUUGGCUUUGCCUUCCUCGCCAGGACACAGAACACAAUCACCGUCAGUGAACUGGGCACGGAAAGGACCUAUAGUGUGCUCGCCAUUUUGGACUUCAACAGUGACCGGAAGCGGAUGUCUAUCAUCGUGAGAACCCCUGAAGGUAGUAUUAGGCUAUACUGUAAAGGCGCCGACACCGUCAUUUACGAACGGCUCCAUCAGAUGAAUCCCAUGAAGCAAGAAACACAGGAUGCCCUGGAUAUCUUUGCUAGUGAAACUCUCAGAACCCUGUGCCUGUGCUACAAGGAAAUUGGAGAAAAAGAAUUUGCAGAGUGGAAUAAGAAGUUUAUGGCUGCCAGCGUAGCCUCAACCAACCGGGAUGAAGCUUUGGAUAAAGUGUAUGAAGAGAUUGAGAAGGACUUGAUUCUCUUGGGAGCUACUGCUAUUGAAGACAAGCUACAGGAUGGAGUUCCAGAAACCAUCUCAAAACUUGCAAAAGCUGACAUUAAGAUCUGGGUACUAACAGGAGACAAAAAAGAAACUGCUGAAAACAUAGGUUUUGCCUGUGAACUUCUGACAGAAGACACUACUAUCUGUUAUGGGGAGGACAUAAACUCCCUUCUUCACACAAGGAUGGAGAAUCAGAGAAACAGAGGUGGAGUGUCUUCCAAGUUUGUACCCCCUGCAUAUGAACCUUUUUUUCCGCCUGGAGAAAACCGCGCCUUAAUCAUCACUGGCUCUUGGUUGAAUGAAAUCCUUCUAGAGAAAAAGUCCAAGAGAAGUAAGAUCCUAAAGCUGAAGUUCCCAAGGACAGAGGAAGAGCGACGGAUUCGGACGCAGAGCAGGAGAAGGCUGGAAGAGAAGAAGGAACGGAGGCAGAAGAACUUUGUGGACUUGGCCUGCGAGUGCAGCGCUGUUAUCUGCUGCCGUGUCACCCCCAAGCAGAAGGCCAUGGUGGUAGAUCUGGUGAAGAGGUACAAGAAGGCCAUCACGCUGGCCAUCGGAGAUGGGGCCAAUGACGUGAACAUGAUCAAAACUGCCCACAUUGGUGUUGGAAUAAGUGGACAAGAAGGAAUGCAAGCUGUCAUGUCCAGUGACUAUUCUUUUGCUCAGUUCAGAUAUCUGCAGAGGUUGCUGCUGGUCCAUGGCCGGUGGUCUUACAUAAGGAUGUGCAAGUUCCUACGAUACUUCUUUUACAAGAACUUUGCGUUUACUUUAGUUCAUUUCUGGUACUCCUUCUUCAAUGGCUACUCAGCACAGACGGCGUAUGAGGACUGGUUUAUCACCCUGUACAAUGUGCUAUACUCCAGUUUGCCUGUACUCCUCAUGGGGCUGCUUGACCAGGAUGUGAGUGACAAACUGAGCCUCCGGUUCCCUGGGUUGUACAUAGUGGGGCAGAGGGACUUGCUGUUCAACUACAAGAGAUUCUUUGUCAGCUUGCUGCAUGGCGUCUUAACAUCCAUGGUCCUCUUCUUCAUACCGCUUGGCGCUUACCUACAAACAGUGGGACAGGAUGGAGAGGCGCCAUCAGACUACCAGUCCUUUGCUGUCACAGUGGCCUCAGCUCUAGUAAUAACGGUUAACUUCCAGAUUGGCUUGGACACUUCCUACUGGACCUUUGUGAAUGCUUUUUCAAUUUUUGGAAGCAUCGCCCUGUACUUUGGCAUCAUGUUCGACUUCCAUAGCGCGGGGAUCCAUGUGCUCUUUCCAUCUGCAUUUCAGUUCACAGGUACUGCCUCCAACGCCCUGAGACAGCCAUAUAUUUGGUUGACCAUCAUCCUGACCGUUGCGGUGUGUUUAUUGCCUGUUGUUGCCAUCCGUUUCUUGUCAAUGACCAUUUGGCCAUCAGAAAGUGAUAAGAUCCAGAAGCAUCGGAAGCGAUUGAAGGCUGAAGAGCAAUGGAAACGGCCACAGAAUGUGUUCCGGAGGGGGGCAUCUUCGAGGCGCUCGGCCUAUGCCUUCUCUCACCAGAGGGGCUAUGCGGACCUCAUCUCCUCUGGCCGCAGCAUCCGCAAGAAGCGCUCGCCCCUGGAUGCCAUCAUCGCAGAAGGUACCGCUGAGUACAGACGAACAGUAGAGAGUUGAACGCUGAGGAAAUGUCUUUUUUUUUUUUUCAAAUGAAAGACUCAGGACCUUUUUUUAAAAAACACACAGACGAACUGAAUUUGUCACAAAGCUACCGAGGACAAUAACCUUUACAACAAACUUCUAAGGUUGAGCUGUUAAGCGGUAGCAAAGCCAAGCGACCAGCUGUUAUUCAGGUGAUGAUGUCUGCUGAGAUUCAAAGGGAAUGUCUUAAUCCAAUCGAGGACAGCAGAAUUUAGAAAACUCUCCAUUUCAGCUCAAUGGACACUACUGCACUAUAAAAUUACAAUUACACUGUCCUAUCUGUGGCCCCAAACAAUGGAUUUCUCAGAUGCACCAACCCCCACUUUGUCACUUAAAAAAAAGUGUUCUUAAUUUAUAAGUGCAGUAACAAAAGCUUCAUAAUGUUUAUCACCUGACACAAAAUGAUUUAGUGACUUUUUCAGAGCUUGCUAAUGGCUUCACGUUGCUUUAUACCAAGUUAUAAAAUUUGAAACAAGUUUCCUUGAUUGAAUGAUUAAGUGCAAUGUUUCAUUCUGGCUUUGAUGUACUACCAGGCUAAAAAACAUAUUGCAUAUUUUUACUAUUUCAUGUUUUAGUAUCUCCCUGCAGUACCAAGUGGUUUGACUCCCUACUUUAAUUUUCCAAAAUUGAUUUUUAAAAUCUGAAGGCAUUAUCAACUAGUAUUAAGAAAGUUCUGUUUCUAUGAGAGAAGUAAACUUGGCAUUUGUUGCUUGGUAAAGGACUAUGGAUAAUGACAAUGGAAUGUGUAUUUCUGAAAUACUAGAUGAAAAGGAUUUGAAUGGUUUCAACACAAAGAAGUGACAUUGAAGAAAUAGACAAACCCUGGUGUCAAUACUGUGCGGUAUACACAUACCCCAUGGCAGGGCCACAUUGUGGUUUGGUGGUAGAGCCAGGGUCUUAGGUCCCAUUUCAGUUCCAAAAGGAAGAAAUAUCAAUGGUAUCCCAUAAAUAGGCACAAUAAUGAACCAAUUAAAAUUAAGUAUUUGGAAAAGAGCACAAUUAAAAUUAAGUAUUUGGAAAAGAGCACGAAGUGCCUACUGAAAAUUUGGCUGUGGUUUCCUUUGGAAGACAACAGCAUAUUAGCACUUAUGAGCCACUGGAUGGAUGCAUUAUCGGGCAGACACACUUUGUCAUCAGGUCUUGAAUAUUCAUUGAUGGGAAAGCUGCUGCUGCUACUAUACUCAAAACAGGUGAGAGCGAUGCAUGGACAGAGGUCUACAAAAUGUAUUUAAGUGCUGCCUGUGGCCACAUUCAGCCAAGGAUAACUUUUGCAAAUUUACUUAAAACAUUGAGAUUAUAUGUACGCAUUUGCUUGAAUGAUUCCAUUGCUUGGCUCUCCAGUGUGAACUUUGUACAUUGUUUGUCACAAUGUCUGGAACCUGUAUGUACCUGCUAGGGAGUCUUCAGGGGAACUUCUCCCUGUAUGUUUCCUGAAAGUGAAGGAGAGGUCUCCUGUUGAAAACAGAUAAGUUUAAACAAACAAACCAAAAGCCCAGAGGGCACUGAUGUUACGUUUGGGACAAUUUUACACAGUUAUCUGUUGGAAAGAAAAUGUGUAUGUACACCUUCCUACAAAGUAUUAUAUAAAAGUCUUUUAGGAACUUCACUCCGUCAUCUGCCUUAUGCCUAAGGAAAAAAGAACAGUAUUUUUGAUUUUGAAAAACUAUUAGGUGAUUAAGGAAAAUAUCCUUUAAAAAGGUAACUUUAUUUUUUCAGGGACUCCUCAUUUUUUAAUUUUCCACAAAACAGUUUCCCUACUCUAGUGAAGAUAUAGAUGGGUUGCAGUAAGUUAUUUUUUUCCCUUGCAAAUGUUCGUGUCAGUCUGUGAAUUCCCAAAAGGAAACCAUAUGUGUAGUUCAUCUUCUGUACACAGGAUAUGGAAAUUUAAUUGUAAUUUUAUAAUGCAUUGUCUAGGUAUGAUCAAAGAAUGUAUGCCUAUCCUCUGGAGGUAAAUUUCAGGAAGUUUACAACUUUACCUUGUAAAUAAGAAGAAUUAUAUGUUUUUUCUCUCUCAUUUUUUUACAGAAAAUUUAAUUUGUGUAAUUUUGUCAGUUUCAGGUUUCACUUUCCUUUUUGUUUUGAAUGAUGGGAAAGGUUGACAAUGCAUAUGUGUCAAAGACUUACACUGUUGGGUGCAAUAUUAAUAAUUUUAAAGUGCAAAUCAUAAAUUAUUUCUAUAUGCUGUAAAUCUGAGAUUUAAUGUAUAUUUUGUUUAAAAAAUAAAUGCUUUAGUAAAAUA